UGUGCAUUUCCAAGCUCGCUUCACAUCUUUGAUAAUGUAAUUGAUAGAAAAUUUCUGACACGGCGCAUCUGUUACUAAUCAUUGACUAGUUUCAACGCAUAACUGAUUAUUAAUUGAGAGAUACACAAAAGGAUGUAUCCGUAUUUCGAAUCGGAUUGGAGUGUGCUUCCGCCCGAGCUAAAUCGCAGAUUUAAUCCAGCCUUCAAUAUGGCCACCAUUAAGCAGGUCAUCAAUGAAGCUGUUGAAAGAGUCCGUAUGCCGACACCUAUGCGCUUGCGUGACUUAAUUCGACAAAUUCGAGCCGCACGCACCGCAGCCGAAGAAAGAAGUGUUGUAAAUAAGGAAUGUGCAUAUAUUAGGUCAACUUUUCGUGAAGAAGAUGUCGUCUGGAGAUGUCGCAAUAUUGCUAAAUUGUUAUACAUUCACAUGCUGGGGUAUCCUGCACAUUUUGGUCAACUAGAAUGUCUGAAACUCAUCGCAAGUCAAAGAUUUACAGACAAAAGGAUUGGUUAUUUAGGUGCAAUGUUGCUACUUGAUGAAAGACAAGAUGUACAUUUACUGAUUACGAAUUGUUUAAAAAAUGAUUUAAAUUCACCAACGCAAUUUGUCGUGGGUCUUGCAUUAUGCACACUGGGAGCAAUUGCAUCACCCGAAAUGGCGCGCGAUUUGGCUGGUGAAGUAGAACGUCUAAUGAAGUCCCCCAAUGCGUACAUUCGUAAAAAAGCAGCGCUCUGUGCAUAUCGCAUCAUCAAACGUGUGCCAGAACUAAUGGAGAUCUUUCUACCAGCGACGCGCAGCAUGUUAUCCGAGAAAAAUCACGGUGUCUUGAUUACCGGCGUGACUUUAAUCACAGAAAUGUGCGAGCAUAGUCCCGACACGUUGAAUCACUUCAAAAAGAUUGUUCCGAAUCUGGUACGCAUUCUAAAAAAUCUUAUCCUGGCUGGAUAUUCGCCUGAACAUGAUGUUUCUGGUGUUAGUGAUCCAUUCUUACAGGUUAAAAUUCUAAAAUUAUUACGAGUUCUUGGUAAAAAUGACAUUGAUGCUUCGGAAGCAAUGAACGAUAUUCUCGCUCAGGUUGCAACUAACACAGAAACAAGCAAAAACGUUGGUAAUACCAUUUUGUAUGAGACAGUAUUGUCCAUUAUGGAUAUCAAGUCAGAGGGUGGAUUGCGCGUGCUGGCUGUGAACAUCCUCGGUCGGUUUCUUAUAAAUAACGAUAAGAAUAUUCGUUAUGUUGCGUUGAACACUCUGCUGCGUACUGUUCACGUGGAUACGUCCGCUGUGCAAAGACAUCGCUCAACGAUAUUGGAGUGUUUGAAAGAUCCUGAUGUAUCAAUACGGCGACGUGCAAUGGAAUUGUCAUUUGCGCUCAUAAACACGCAAAAUAUUCGUACGAUGAUGAAAGAAUUACUCGUGUUUCUUGAACGUGCUGAUCCUGAAUUCAAGGCGCAAUGUUCUUCGAAUAUUGUGCUCGCUGCUGAGCGAUACUCGCCUAACAAGAAGUGGCAUUUGGAUACUUUGCUCAAAGUCUUAGUUGCCGCUGGAAAUUAUGUUCGUGACGAUGUAAUAACAUGCACGAUACAAUUGAUUUCCGAAACGACGUCGCAGCAAGGAUACAUCACGCUGCAACUGUGGAAAUUCUUAGCUGAAGAUACAAUGGAUAAACAGCCGCUAAUUCAAGUUGCCACGUGGGCAAUUGGUGAAUACGGUGAUAUGCUUCUGACCACUGAGAUUGAGGACGCGCACGAUGUGAAGCGACCGGCUGAAGAUGAUGUUAUUGAUGUGUAUCAUCGUCUUUUGUGGUCGCCGCAGAACUCAACCAUAACUAAACAGUACACGUUGAUGUCUUUGACGAAAUUAAGCACUAGAUUUUCAUCAAUUACUAAAAUUCAACAAAUAGUGAGCACGUUCAGCUCUAGUUUGCACAUAGAACUUCAACAGCGUGGCGUGGAAUUUUCGCAAUUGUUUGGCAAGUAUGGUAAUUUACGGCCUGCGUUGUUGGAGCGAAUGCCGCCCAUGGAAAUGACACGUAGCUCGGAUGCUCAGACCAAUGGAGAUUCGGAUCUUAACGAUAUGAAGCUGGAUGAUAGUCCACAGCAUCAUAUAAAUAAUGAAUCCAACGCUCUUCUUGAUUUAUUGGGAGGCGAUGGCAGUGACAUGGAUAUCAUUAAACCGAACUCCACGACGACCUCAAGCCAGCCGGUCUCAAAUAGUAAUAAUCAAGACCUGCUGGAUCUGUUAGGCGGAUUGGAUACACUUUCGUCGCCGAUGCCGCCGGCUGAUACCGGCAUUGGGCUUAUUUUGGAAAACAACAAUCCGGUCACAAACAAUGUCAACUCGAACUCGAACUUUUUGACCGGCGAUUUCCUCAAUACUAAUUCAGUUAAUGAAGUUGACGUGCCUACAAUAACGGCGUUCGACCGAGACGGCUUGAAAAUCAUGUUCGCGCUGGAAAAGAUCGAAAGCAACUCGAUUUCCAUCAAUGUCACGGCGUCGAAUCAUACGCUCUCAAAUAUGACUGACUUUUUAUUCCAAGCUGCCGUUCCUAAGACAUUCCAAUUACAAAUGUUAUCACCGUCGGGCACUGUGAUUUCUCCGAACGGGGUUGUGACGCAAGUUUUACGAGUGGUUAAUCCAUCAAAGAGUGCAUUACGCAUGCGCCUGAGAAUUUCCUACUCGCUGGAUGGCAACAUCGUUCAGGAGCAGACGGAGGUAAACAAUUUCCCGACGGAGGUCUGGGAUUGACGCAACGUCGGUUAAUACACUCACGAACGUAACGUAUACAGACAUAACGCAAAAAUGAGAAGAGAAAAAACGACAAUUAGCUGAUAACAUGCUGCACAGAAAUACGUCUUUUACCCCGGACAGGUUUUAAUAAGUAAAUCUAAAUGAUAAGAAGUCUAUAUGAUGAUAUAAUAUGAGAAAUUAAGCAAAGAGAAGAAUCUACUUUUUUCAUAUAAAUACUACCUAAGCGAUUAGGACGAGACACAAACAAUACACACCGCAACACACACAAUAGUUAUGUUUUUAGUGAGAGACACCAACGUUUUUAUCAUUAAUCAAUUGAAUCAAAUGAUUAUACGAGCUAAGAUUUAAUUUAGACAGUACUUAAUUACUUUGUAAGAAUGGUGAGAUAACUUUUUAGUUUAUUAUUGUUUGCGUUAUCAUUUUACGGGGACAAACAAUUCAGAAACUUAAAAAAUCGAAAGCAUAUCUACUUAAAACUUGCACACGGAAAUUUUCAGCUACGAAAAUGAAAUCUAAAUUACAUUAACACCUCCGCCACCCCCGAAAACGUGCGCCAUAUGGUUUUUUUGAAGUGAUUUCUUGCUUGUCCUACUUAUUCUUGAUUAUAUUUGCUUGUUAUAUUUAUCAUGUUAUUUACGUCCAUAUUAGAUAAUGAAUAAACCAUUAUGUAAAUAA
Messenger RNA from Dalotia coriaria, 3423 nucleotides. It is a transcript of the gene AP-1gamma, whose product is annotated as adaptor protein complex 1, gamma subunit. Gene Ontology annotation, biological process: intracellular protein transport; Golgi to vacuole transport. Gene Ontology annotation, cellular component: membrane coat; AP-1 adaptor complex; Golgi apparatus. Gene Ontology annotation, molecular function: clathrin-cargo adaptor activity. Bases 133 to 2745 code for a protein of 870 amino acids. The transcript is spliced from 14 exons. Lineage: Eukaryota; Metazoa; Arthropoda; Insecta; Coleoptera; Staphylinidae. The record is from RefSeq and is a predicted model, not a curated record.